This is a messenger RNA of Pieris rapae (cabbage white), 8061 nucleotides long. RefSeq names its product E3 ubiquitin-protein ligase MYCBP2 (gene hiw). The transcript is spliced from 42 exons. The record is from RefSeq and is a predicted model, not a curated record. The coding region runs from base 1 to 6675 and encodes 2224 amino acids. NCBI's taxonomy places the organism in Eukaryota, Metazoa, Arthropoda, Insecta, Lepidoptera, Pieridae. Gene Ontology annotation, cellular component: nucleus.
AUGGCAUCACAAUUUGAUGCUAGCCGAUGGAGGAUUACAAGACAUUCCUUUAUCUGCAGAUGUGUUUCGACGGAGCGCCAGUUUUUGUCAGACUUCGUGGCAGGUGCUGAGAGUACUGCUGGAGGUAGAUUGGCACGAUGGUUGGCACCGACGCCUCGUGUCGAGCCUUCGAAAUGUGACCUUAAAGCUCCAGCUACUGUGGUUCUUCCAUCAACACGAGUUAAUUUACCCGUUGUAGUUCGAGAUCAAUACGGAGAUAUUGUCACUUCACCUGCCGUUAAAAUAGAGGUCAUAGUACAAAACUUGGCCAUGUCCCUACGUAUGUGCCGACCUACGGAAGCCGAGCAGGCGGGUGGAAUACCAAAUGUACGGUAUAGUCCAACAAUAAGAGAAACUAUGCGCUUUCAGACGAUCUCUAUGAUGAAGGCCUACCAAGAUUAUUCUUGGGAAGAACUUCGGUUCGCCAGUGGUUUAUGGGGCGAGGAAAAGUUGAAAGGCAUUGGAAUACUGAACGUCCCUACGGAAAGGAUAACAGUGAGGGCACAUACCGACGGUUCAUAUUCAGCUCUUUGGAUCCCGCGAGCCCCAGGCAAAUACUUAUUUAGAUGCACCCUGGACGACCAACCUUCUCCACAGGAGGUAAUAAUAGAAGUCCCGGAAAAUGAGAACGUGGAAUCAGAUGAUUUAGCGGCCUCCACGGCAAGCGCUCCCAAUAAACUUAAGAAGUUCAUGGCACAAUGCAGUGCUGGUCUCCGUGUUCGUGCAGGUCCCAGCUUACAAGCAGAAGAACUUGGCAGGGUUCCACCUGGUGCAUAUGUCGCUUUUAUCGAGGAGGUGACAAACAAGGAUGGGACGUGGGUACGCUUGAGCAACGACUCUGUACAAGCAUACGUAGAGGGAAAUGUAGAAGUUGCCUGGUGUUUGCAGUAUCACAGGCAGCUCGACCGCGCACUACUUGGACCCGUCGAGGAUGGACCUACCACUCCACCAGAGGAAGGUUUGAGCAGCUGGAGUCGAUUAGAUGCACCAUCAGAAUUAGCAACAUGGCCUAACGAAAGUGAUGCCGCCGAUGGUGACAUAUCAACAGAAGAGAGACCUUUUCCGUUUUCUAUCGGAUGUGAUCUUGGAGAUGACGACGAAAAAUCACAUGUCCCGGAGCCAAGUAAAUUUGAAAGACGAAUGAGGAAUGAAGCAGUCGCAAAGAUGCAGCAGCAAGCUGCGAGAAUUGUACAACCGCCUCAAUUACCUAUAGACCAAUCUCGUCGCAACAACGGAAACGGCGAUGGAGACGACGAAGAUCUACAACAAGCUAUUCGCCCCGUAAUCAAUGAAGUAAACGUCGCAAAUAUUAUUGCUGAUGUGAAAGAUGCAAACAUUAUAAAUGCUGUGGAUGCUGUAGCAGCAGCUCUUGAUGAAAGCGCUAAAGUAGUCAACGAUGCUGGCAGAGAUGAUAUAGUUCAAAAACCGCCAGCUAUGAAACCAGCCGAUAACGCACAAGAAAUCGCGAUUGGAUCAGAUGAUAACGAGGCUAACGCAUUGAAUCCUCGUCCUAAAGAUGUCGAAGUUGAUGAAAACGUAGAUGUUGUUCAAGUAAGACACGCCUUAGAAACUGCAAAUGACAAGCCAGAAGCCAAGAGCGUUAACGAUGAAAAUAAUGAUAAAAUAGAAGAAGAGAAAAAGCUAACACAAGCUGCAACACAAACUUCGCCCGAGACUAGUGUUCAAGGACAAAGUUCCGAUCAACCUAUACCUAGUACAUCAAAGGGUGAAAAAAGAAUUGUAAGGGAACGACUUGGAAGUAUUUCAAGUUAUAAGCAGUCUUCACCACCGCCUUUACCGGCUCGAACUAAGCUAGCACCCAUUAAGAAACAAGCGCAGAGCCCAGCCCAGGGUGAAUGUCUACGCGCCAUAUUUUCCGCGUUAUUGUGGCAUGAAGGGACCGUCCAUGAUGCCAUAGCGUGUGCAGCUUUUCUUAAAUUCCAUCCUCAAUUACCAAAGGCUGGUGCGACAGUAGUGACACGGGCUGUCGCACAAGACUCCCUUUUGCCCAAACAUCAGCGCCAUUCUGUUGAAGUUUCCAAUGCAGGCCAGUACCUUCGAAUAAACCCAUCGACGCUAGAAACCUUGACCCGUUCAGGCACCGAGGCAAGCUCUAGUCGAGCUCGACGAAGCGACAUUAACGUAACAAUACGCGAAGAAGAUUCCCAUUCUAACACAUUUGAAGCUGGUCCGUCUUCCGCGUCAACCUCCACAUCAGUGGUAAAUGUUCUUCCUCCGGCAUUGCGGGCUCUUGUUGCUUUGUGGGAUUCACUUUGCGACGCCGACCAACUAAAUGCCGCUACCGACAAACUUAAAAAGGAAGAAACGAAUGAUAACGAUGAAAUAAGACCACUUGGGGGUGCCUUACGUAAGAAAAAUUGGAAGCACACACCAUCAAUGAAGUUACCGUAUAUGAUCCGCUGUGAACUAUGCGGUGGAGCGAAUGUUUCGCCGCCAUUGGCUUCACACAUGCGCAACACACAUCCCGGGUGUCGGGCACCGACCAACCGCGGCUACGACCGAGCUGGUACUUAUAAACACGCCGAUCCAAUACCAUCUACUGCUGACAGCCCAGCGUCUGCCUGUGGACAACUUGCUCAAGACCUUAUCGGUGUGAAAAUACGCGCUACCUUAGCAGCGUACCAACUCUGGUACUUGUACUGCGAGAAAUGUCGAGAAAAGGCGCUCAAAGCUUCGAGUGUUAAGCCGAAGAAGACCGCAAUGAUUUCGGACACACCUGAGAGACCGGAGCUUGAGAUUGACCACAACACUAUGAAAGACAAUGCAAUCUUUCUUCUGGAUUUGACUCCUCUUAAUACAUCCGAAGCGCCUAAUGCAUCGCCUUGGCAAGACGUCUCUUGCCGAAGUCCGCCAACUCCACCGGGAAGCUUAUGGCAACCAGCGCCCCCCUUUCAAUGUCUACCAGCCUUAGGCGUUGCCCCGAAAACAAGUGCUGCUGAUGCAGCACGAUACCACUCACUUGGGAGACCUAUGCCCGUAACAAAUGUGAAUAACCCCUUCGUUCCAAACGAAAUGUCAAGCUCCCAGUAUCCAAGGGUACAUCGAUCUGUUUCGAUGGGACAGGCUGGCGGAAGGGAUUUGGCGUCUGCCGCAAGACCGCCACUUACUAAAUUUGAGCCAGACUCCCAUGAGGCACUUUCUGGUGCUGGUUCCUCGCUCCUGUCUCAGCCAAGUGCAGCCCUUCAGAAACUUGUUGGUUGCGAUUGGACUUCAGAAGGUGGGGGAGUCUCCGCUUUUACAACUCCGCGAGUCGAACCUGAAAAUUUGAUGAGAAAUCCCGUCCUUACAUUUAUCGUCGCUAAACGAGAUCUGCAAACCCAUAAGCAGAAACUGGACGCCAUUGUUCGUAUAAAUACGGUUCGACAAUAUGCGUUUGAGGCCCUAAACUGGUUCCUGCGUUCGACGACUCAGCCGACAUGUGUCCAUGAUGUUAUGUGGUGGUUCUGCAACGCACUCGACACAUACGCUCGAAUUGUUCAACCACCUGACACUAAUGAGGAAAACAAAGAGAACGUCUUAAACAACGAUGCCAGCCGUAGUAUAAUCCCAAGUGCUGCGACAUCUGCUCUAUGCCCCGGAGGCAGAGCGGCACGUGGGGCUCGUGCGGCUUUCCACGCCUUCCUGGGUUCCAUCAGCGCCCUCGCCCCAUCCUUACCACCAGCCACUGCUGCCAACCUUCAGGCGGUUCGCUGCUGGGAACUGCACUAUUCACAGCAUGAUCGGGCUUUCUUGCACAGAUCGCAAGUGUUUAGUGUUAUAAGCAAGAUCUUGUCGCAUACUGAGGACGGGGCCUAUGAGGAUGGCAUUUUGGGAGCACUACACGAAAGCUAUCAGAGCUUUAUCAAUAAGCAACAAAAUUAUGUAUGGAGCUGUCCAGACGUAACCGGUUGGUGUACCAUAACGGUCUCUUCGCGACAAGGCAUGGCUGGUGCCUUAACAGAUAACACCACUGAGACGUUUUGGGAAUCGGGUGAUGAAGACAAGAACAAAACCAGGUGGAUUCAAAUUGCAUACAGCGGAGGAUCAGCUGAAGAUCGCCCACAUAUCGUCUGCGUACAUAUUGAUAAUACAAGGGAUACUGCGACAAAGACGCAAAUGAUAACGUUUUGGUACAGCGGUGGAGCAUCAGAGUUACUGCAGAUGAUGGAUGUUGAUGUCGAUACGAAAAAUGCUCAUUGGGUGUGCUACAUAUUGCCUAGAUCCUCAAGCUUAUCAGCGCGUGUACGUUGUGAAUUACGGGGGCCUGACCCUGCCGUACGUGUACGUCAAGUGCGCGUACUUAGCGGGCCACAGCCCCACGGCACGCUCUCACUACAAAACCAUCCGUUACACUCAUUGACUGAAAAAGAUACGCUCCGUGUCUUCAGAUUAUUGACAUCACAAGUAUUUGGUAAGCUCCUGGAGUGGGAACAAACUGGCAGUGAUUCUGAGGGUGUGGUUGCUGGUGAGAGCACUGGUGACGACAGCGAUCUACGCGAACAUGUUGUUGGGAUAUUGUUUGCCGGCCACAAGCUUACCACCUUACAAAAACAAGUGAUGUCUCAUAUAGUUUGUGCCAUUGGUUGUGAGGCGUCCCGCGUUCGUGAUGAUUGGGAAACGGCCCUUUUAUGCGCUGAAGCAGUGGACAGGACUGAUGAAGAGGCGCAACCGAGAAUGGCACACCAGCAGGACAACUAUUGCUUUGAAAUGCUGUCAUUGCUUUUAGCGCUAAGUGGAAGCGUGGCCGGGCGUUCUCAUCUUGCCCAAAGAACUGAACUUUUGGCUGAUUUAUUAGCAUUGCUGCAUACUGGCAGCGAACGCGUGCAACGACAGGUCAUAUCUUUAUUACGACGAAUGAUUACUGAAAUACCGCCGCAGAAGAUGUUAGCUGCCCUCAACUAUGGGUCAGACUUAGGCGCAAGAUAUGAGACUAUGGUAACACUGCUAGAUCAUCUAGUGUGCUAUGUGGGCAAAGCGGUAACUGUCCAAGUGAAAGUCAAAGGUGCGAGUGGUGCCAAUUCAAACACGGUAACAAUGGGGGGAUCUGUUACGCCUGCACCACCAGCUACUUGGUUUAUGAGGGGCGAAACAACGAGGAACCACGCCCAAAUUGUUGCCAGACUACUCGUCGAUAUGGCUGAAGAUAAGAUAUCUCCAGCAUGGGGAACAGCGACUCGUAUGGCAUUAGCCGAGUACAUACGGGCAAUUGCAAAUGUGGACGAAGGGGAAAGACGACCUCAAAGAUGCAUUGCCCAACCCACAGUUUGGCUUGCUUUAGCGGCGUUAUGCGUUUGUGAACAAGAACAUAUUGAAUUAAUAAAUAACUCAGGUCGUGAUUCUCGUAAUCGGGACUCCAUAGCGGACUCUCGCCAGUUCUGCGCCAACCACGACGACGGGAUAACAUCUGCUGUUAUAGAAUGCCGCACUUGUGGUACAUUAUGUGCCGAGUGUGACCGAUUUCUUCAUCUCAAUAGAACCGCGAGGACUCAUCAAAGACAGAUUUGCAAAGAAGAAGAGAGUGCCAUCCGUGUUGACAUUCAUGAAGGCUGUGGCAGAGCAAAACUCUUCUGGCUUUUGUUGCUCGUUGAUCGACGUACUCUUAAAGGACUCGCAGAAUUUCGUGGAAUGAGCUGCGAGACAGGUGAAGAACCAACAAAUGCAACUGGUCUAGCCGGUGUCUGCCGCUUUUGCGGUACACGUGGCAACUCUGGCCUGCUUGCUAUUGGCAAUGUAUGCGCAGACCAACAGUGCCAGGAACAUGGCCGUGAAGCGUGCGCCCGUAUACUUACCUGCGGUCACCUUUGCGGUGGCGUACGCGGGGAACGUACAUGCCUGCCUUGUCUCUUUGGAUGCGCCGGCGCAGGCACGUUGCGCCAGGACGCUGAUGAUAUGUGCAUGAUCUGUUUUACUGAUCCGUUACAAGCUGCUCCCGCGAUACAGUUAUCAUGCGGGCAUGUUUUCCACUUACAUUGCUGCAGGAAGGUGCUCUUGAACAAAUGGAAUGGGCCGCGGAUUACAUUCUCUUUCUCGAAAUGUCCCAUCUGCAAGGAGGACAUCUCACAUUGGACCCUCGAAGAGCAACUAGCUCCCAUUAAAAAGUUGCGUGAAGAAGUUCGCCGCAAAGCCUUGAUGAGAUUGGAGUAUGAAGGCUUGUCUGCUGGUACCUCGAAGGGCAAAACCGUCGGAGACACUGCUGGCUAUGCUAUGGACAGAUAUGCGUACUAUGUCUGUCAUAAGUGUGGAAAGGCUUACUUUGGCGGGUUGGCCCGUUGUGAAGCUGAAUCGAAUGCGUCAUGGGACCCCAAAGAGCUGGUGUGUGGCGCCUGCAGUGACGUAGCAGGAGCACGGACUUGCCCCAAACAUGGCUCUGACUUCCUCGAAUACAAGUGUCGGUACUGCUGCUCGGUGGCAGUGUUCUUCUGCUUUGGCACAUCUCAUUUUUGUAACGCGUGCCACGACGACUUCCAACGUGUCACCAAUAUACCUCGCCAUGUACUGCCCCAGUGUCCAGCAGGGCCAAAAUGCGAGCAACUACCAGGAACUACCGAAGAAUGCCCUCUGCACGUUCUGCACCCUCCCACGGGAGAGGAAUUUGCUCUCGGCUGUGGAGUGUGUCGCAAUGCACAUGCCUUCUAAACUACGUUGUCAACACAUCACAAAUAUACUAUGGUUGAUACUGAAUUUAUUGUUACGGCUAAUUCUGUAACUUUAAAAUGGAAAGAGAAUCAUUUUUCUUAAGGGCGUUUAUGCGCUCAAAAUCAAUACGAAUUGAUUUUAUUGGUUUAAUGACAAAUUUAGUUUUUUGUUGAUAUUAAAUCAUUUUAUGAUUUCUAAUUCGCUAUGAAUUAUCAUGUUAUUUUUAAGAAUAUUUAAGCUAUUGACUAAUUUCAUUCUACUAUUGACUGGUAAUCCAUCCAUUUUUUUUAAACGUCUAUCUGUAAUAUCAAUUUAUAAUUUUUUUCAUAUACUAACUUUGAUAUGAGUAGAAACAAAAAUGUAUAAUUUCUUUUAAAGGAAGAGGCACUAUACGAAUAAAACAUUAUGUCCAAUUAUAUUAAUAUUAAUUAUUCUUACUGUAAUACAGUAAGACCCAUUUAUAACCACAGGUCAAAGUAUCCUAAGCGGGAGACGAAUUGUAACAGAUUAUGUGGGGAAUAGUAUUAAAUGGCUUUUAUUGUAUUUAUCUAAGCUAAGUAUACAAUUAAGGAAAAUAUAGGGUAUAAACAUUAAAUGACAUAAUUAAACCAUAUUAAUUGCUUAAAAACCAAUUCUGUUACUACUACUAAAGCAAGAUUGUUUCAGUAUUACUUUGAAGACUCGCGAAUUGUAAUGAUGUCUCUUAUGUAUUAAGGUAAAUUUUAUGAUGCACAAAAAUUUAACUUAAUAUGUCAGUCUUGAUUUGACUGUAACCCCAUGAUUGCGUAAGAAUUCUAAUAAAAUAGCAAUAUGGGCGAUUAAAUCGAAACAUUAAAAAUUACCCCAUAAAACAUACCAGCAGUAACGAUUUUGAGUUAUUGUUCGUCUGUCAAAUUUUAAACAAAUUAGCAAAUUUCGGAUAUUUUUAAAAACAAUGUAUUCAUAAAGAAUAUUUUUAUAAAAAACCUGGCUCCCUUCCGUUUUUAGAUAGAAUGAUAAAAAAUAUAAGUCAUAUGAGCUUAACUUACGAUGCUAAUCGAUCGAAAUCAUACGAAAAGGGUUUUAAUUAUUAAUUUAGUAAAUUGUUUGCUUCGGCAGAACACGACUUAAAUUUAUUGAGCGCGCUUGGACAUUGACUAUUAAAUUCACGAUUUUCGCUAUAUUUUUGUCCUAUAUUUAGAAAUGUAAUUAUUGAAGUUACUUAUAUCAUUUCUUAUAAUAUAUUAAUAAUGAAACGCGUACGAUGUUACUAACAAGUGCUAAAAUACUUAACCCUUAAUGAUAUUCUAGCACAUGAAUUUUAAGAAAACUAUACAAUUUUAAUAGAAUCUGUAAUUCUUGGUAACGUUUUCGCAACAAUUAAGUGUUUUUUUUUUAUUAUUUCAA